Fukomys damarensis (Damara mole-rat) is the source of this 2768-nucleotide messenger RNA. It is a transcript of the gene Plac9, whose product is annotated as placenta associated 9. The record is from RefSeq and is a predicted model, not a curated record. The transcript has 4 exons. NCBI's taxonomy places the organism in Eukaryota, Metazoa, Chordata, Mammalia, Rodentia, Bathyergidae. Bases 146 to 568 code for a protein of 140 amino acids.
GGCUGGGAUUAUAGGUGUGCACCACCACACCCCACUGGAAUGUUUUAGUAUACAGAUGUAGGAACAUUUGAGUUGUGAACUUUCACUGAUGCAAACAGACCUUUCACUGCAAACAUUUCAUGUGAACAAAUUGCAGAAGUAGCUCAUGUGUCUGCCAGCCAUUGUCAAAGCUGUGCUGCCGUGUGCUCACUGUACAGUGAGACCGAACACAGCAGUGCCUUGCUCAGUCAGAGCCCAGGACAUCCGGAGGAGGAAAAGCAGCAGUGACUCGGAGGGGACUGCUGCAGAGCCCCUCAGCACCUCCCAAGGAGACCCAGCUUGGAGCACAGGCUGUGACAGACUCGAGGCUGUCCAAGGCCGGUUAGACGUCAUGGAGGAGGUUGCUGUCACCUGGGCAGAUUGUCCCACGCCGGCCCUAGACUCUGCCCUGCUUCCCACUGCAGACGGUGGAGAAGACGGUGGAGCACCUGGAGACCCAGGUGAAAAGCCUGUUGGGACUGCUGGAGGAUCUGGCCUGGAACCUGCCCCCGGGGCCCUUCAGCCCGGCCCCCGAUCUCCUCGGGGAUGAUCAUUUCUGAGCACCGAGGUGGGGCAGCUACUGGAGGUGAUGCCCGUUCAACAGCAUCCUCUGAGGGCAGAGCCACGCCGUCCUUCCCCACCUUCAUGCGAAAUAAAAGCUACUCGUCCGGUCCCCUGUGUUUGCACAGUCCUCCUCCCUCUGCUACCCUCCCUGAGCCCCAUCUCCCUCUGGACUGAGGUCCGAGACCCUCCCUGGCCGUGUUUCGGCCCACUUCUUUAUAGGGGCAGACUGGGCAGGGGUCAUGCACAGAGGGUGGCAAUGAAGGCAGAAUCCGAAGGGGACGCAGCCUUGCUGGUGGAGUGAGGCCCUAGAGGAACAACAGCGCCGCCACCUGGACACCUGUCAAAAACGCAGGCUCUUGGGCCCUCCCCCCCACCCCCCACCCCACCGACCUACCGAAUCCCAAUCUGCACACCCCCCCACCCCCUGUACCGGAGCGUGGCGCCACUGAGCGACAUCCCCGGCCCUCACUCUCAAUCUGCACUUUGAUGUGAUCUCCAGGAGUCAUUCGACGCUCUUCCCCACCCCACCGCUCACCCCUGUGCUGGGGACCGAGUUCCACUUGGCCACUGAGCUGUAACCCUACCUCCUUUUUUCAAUCCCUAUUGCAAUGAAACAGACGUACCAAAUGCCCCAAUUUAAAACUUCAAAUUCAGUGGUUAGCAGUACAUUCACAAUCAUCGAAUUCUAAAACAUUUUUAUCAACCCCAAAAGGAACCCUUGGGCAGUUAAGCUGUCAUUUCCCAUGCCGUGCACCCCCACCCCUGGAAUCCGCGAGUCUUUGUUUUUAUGGGCUUGCCUAUACUGGGCGCUUCAUAUAAAUGAAACCACGCACAUGUUGUCAAGGUUCGUUCCAGUCUCAGUCUCAGUUCUGCAUGCCUGUUUGUGGCUAUGUUCCACUGUGUGCACAGGACACAUGCCUCCAUCCCCCCCGAGAAUGACAGGCUGUUGGCACUUUUCGGCUGCUGUGCGCAAUACUGUGAAGAAUUGGUCAGGCAGGUUCUUGUGUGCACCCAUGGUUUUCUUUCUCCUGAGUAUAUGGCUAGGAGUGAAGUUGCUGAAUGGGUGGUAAAACUACAUUUAGCUUUUGGAAGAACCACUAGGCUGUUGAGCACAGCAAUUGUGUUACUUUAAAGUCCCAACCAGCAGUGUCAGCUAUGGGUGGGGGGGGUAGAUGCCCUUUGACUGAGAAAUUUCCCUUCUAUUCCUAGAUCCUUGAGUGUUUUAAAGACCGCUGGGUUUUCUCAUAUGCUUUCUCUGCACUUGAAAAAAGAAAAUGCAGAGGAUCACUGCCAGGGUGGGAGAGUGGUUCCCAUUGCACUACGUUUCAGAAAUGGUCUGUUUUCCAGACUCGUCUCAAACUCCCAGCCUUCCUGCCCCAGCCUGGCAAGCAGCUAGGACUGCAAGCAUGCACCACUCCAUCCCACCCCUUCAUUUUACCUGUAGCUUGCAGUAUUGACUGAUUUUCCUAUAUGGCAUGACCCUUGCAUUUCUGGGGGAAAAUGCCCUUUGGUCCUAGCAUGUAGUCCUCUAUUUGGUUCCACUGGAUUUCCUUAGUUCUUUCUCCACGGUUUUAUUUCAGCUCUUUGAGUUUCUUUUUACAACUGAUUUAACCCAAGCUCGGAGAGCUAGUAAUGGAAUCCUGUAAGAUUAUCGACUUUUAACAUUAUGAUGUGAUUUUUUUAAAGGACACUUUCCAUGUCUCAACUGCUCGGUGCAGGAGUUUGGAAAAGUUUGAAGAAGCCAGUUGGAAAAGCAGCCCCAGAAUGCUGUAAACCAAGCUUGAUGGGAAAUUCUGAUUAGAGCUUAGAAGCCCAAGAUACUGAUAUAAAAACAGAUGGAAAAGAUCAAGCCUGGAGAGUUUUCAUGGGGUGCAAGGACUCGGACUCCUGGCAGUUGGACUCCUGGCUAUGUGUGUUUGCUCUGGCAGAUAAUUUGUCUAUAAUUGUUCAUACCUUGAGGCUCUGUGGGAGCCUGAGAUUAAGGGUGGCAGAUUAAUCUGGCAGAGGAAAUUUCAAGGCAGCCCAAUGUUGAAGCUAUGGCUUGGAUACCUGUUGGGGGCUUUUAAAAGGUUUAUAUUGAAAAUCAGGUGCAAAAAGCCCACUUUGAGCCGACGUGGUGGCACACGGCUGUAAUCCCAGCACUCCGAAGGCUGAGGCAGGAGGAUCACUGUGAGUUUGAGACCAGC